This is a messenger RNA of Notothenia coriiceps (black rockcod), 2563 nucleotides long. RefSeq names its product protein kinase cAMP-dependent type II regulatory subunit beta (gene prkar2b). Gene Ontology annotation, cellular component: cAMP-dependent protein kinase complex; cytosol. The record is from RefSeq and is a predicted model, not a curated record. NCBI's taxonomy places the organism in Eukaryota, Metazoa, Chordata, Actinopteri, Perciformes, Nototheniidae. Gene Ontology annotation, biological process: negative regulation of cAMP-dependent protein kinase activity. Bases 252 to 1466 code for a protein of 404 amino acids. The transcript is spliced from 11 exons. Gene Ontology annotation, molecular function: cAMP-dependent protein kinase inhibitor activity; protein kinase A catalytic subunit binding; cAMP binding.
CAUGGAUUCCUGGGUCACAUGCGUGGGUUUCCUGUAGCCAGAAGCAGCAGAAGAAGAAGAUGCUUGGACGAAAAAUCCAGAGCCAUUUUCAUUCAAGAAAAAGAGAGGAAUCGCUGUGGAGGGAUUGCUGACUGGGUGGCCUGACUACACCCGUCUGCUCGUUUUGGCUUUUUUCAUCCCACUGGGUGCUUUUGGUUAUUUCGGAUUCGCAGCAAACCGGUUUUGUCCACAUUCAUAGACUGAUAAUAGGAAUGAGUAUAGAAAUUCCUGAAGGACUGACGGAGCUGUUACAGAGCUUUACCGUGGAAGUGUUGAGGAAUCAGCCCAGGGAUUUGCUCGAGUUUGCAUUACAGUACUUCACCCAGCUGAAGGAAAGUGAGACCAAAGAGGCCUCUUUUGGCAAUGACCAAAAUUCGGCCCCAAGACCUGGAAAAGCGGUCAAUUUCAUUGACGAAGCCAUGCAGAUCGAUUCGGAAAACGGAGAGGAGGACGACGACGAUGACGAGGAAUUCAUAGCCCCGGUAAUAAACAGAUUCAUCAGAAGAGCAUCAGUGUGUGCUGAAGCUUUCAAUCCAGAUGACGAUGAUGAGGAUAAAGAGCCAAGGGUCACCCACCCUAAAACUGAUGAGCAGAGACAGAGACUACAGGAAGCAUGUUGGAACAUUCUUCUGUUCAAGAAUUUGGAUGCGGAGGAGAUGUCUCAGGUGCUGGAUGCCAUGUUAGAGAAAUUCCUCACCGAAGGCGAGCACAUCAUUGAUCAAGACGACGACGGGGACAACUUUUAUGUUAUUGAAAGUGGGAAGUUUAACAUUUUCGUGAAGAUUGAAGGCACAGACAAGAUGGUAGGCUGCUAUGACAACCGAGGCAGCUUUGGAGAACUAGCGUUGAUGUACAACACCCCCAGGGCAGCCACAAUAAUCGCCACCUCCCCUGGAGCCGUUUGGUGCCUAGAUCGUCUGACAUUCAGGAGGAUAAUAGUGAAAAACAACGCCAAGAAAAGGAGGCUGUAUGAGGCCUUCAUUGAAACGCUACCACUGCUUACAUCAUUAGAGCUCUCAGAGAGAAUGAAGGUAGUGGACGUAAUAUCCACCAACGUGUACAAUGAUUCACAGCAGAUUAUUGCUCAGGGUGAUUUAGCAGAUUCCUUCUACAUUGUUGAGUCUGGCCAAGUAAGAAUCACCAUGAAAAGAAGCAGGACGAAAAAAGAUCAGGAAGAUGAGGAGGUGGACAUCGCCACGUGCUCGAGAGGCCAGUAUUUUGGAGAGUUGGCGCUUGUCACAAACAAGCCCAGAGCUGCAUCAGCCUAUGCUGUGGGACGCGUCAAAUGCUUGGUCAUUGACGUACAAGCCUUCGAGAGACUGCUGGGCCCGUGUAUGGACAUCAUGAAGAGAAACAUUGCUAACUAUGAGGAGCAGCUGGUGGCCCUGUUUGGGAGUAGCACUGAGAUUGAGCAACAAAGUGCAUGAACAGCAAUGGACCAUGAAUUGGUGGAUGAAAAAGAGGGUUGUUACGAUGUUUCCCCCAUAAUCACUUAAACAGCUUUUCUUACAACAAAUGUGAAUAUCCACUACUACAUUUGUGUGUCAGAUAAAUAUAACAGACUACGUCAGAAUCCCAUAUGAGACGAGGUUCAUUUUAGCAGAGUUGCCAGAGCGUGUUACAGUAAGCCAAAGCAGAGUUGCUUAAAGCUUGUUUGAAGUAGAAUUCUCACAAUUCUCACCUUAAAAUGUAAGCGUACAUUUUACCUGUCAGUGUAAGACGCAUUAUCUGUUUGUAUAUUGAACACUUUUGUUAUUGCUCACCUUUUUCUCCACAGUGUUAUAGUUACACCUACAGUAUAAUAUCGUUUGUACUACAUUUCUAAACAUUGUUUGUGGAAAUCAGAUGCCAAAGCUAAUUUCUUACUGGAUAAUGGUGAGCAAAUAUGUCACGAUCUCUCGUCAUUUUUGGCUAGAGCACUAACAUUCGCGGCAAGAGGUGCACUGGUACAAGUGCCACAAUAUGAGAAAGGAUUACAAUGUGUAAAAGAAGUUGAUUUGAUAACAUAUUUCACAUUUUGAUUACCACAGAAUGUAAACUUGUCAGUACUUUAACAUUUUUACAAAAUAUGUUUCUGUUUAUCAUAAUGUUGAACCCCUUGAACACGUUCAUAAACUUUAUAUCAUCGUUGGUAAGUGUGUUUGUGGCUGUUAGCCUAAUUCUAUGCUUUUGCAAAAAACAAACUUCAGAGAGAUAGCUGAUAGUUUUGUAAGAGUAUACAACACAUUGCUAUACAAUUUGAAACUGAGUAUUUACUGUUAUUAUAUAGGCCCAGCUUUAAUUGAAUAAGUUGCCCCUGUAGACUGUAGUCAUUAUAGGGAGUGUCUUGAAACAAUUGAUUUUCCUGUGUUUUAAUGUAAAAUGUAGGUCAUAUUGUUUUUGUGUCUGUGAAACAUACAUUAUGAUUAUGACAUUCAUUAUUGCUGUCUACCUCUGCCAACAACUUUUGGAAACAUAUGUUCCAACGCUCCCUCUAAGCAGGAAUCUAAAGGGGGUCUUCUCUCUCUCUCUCUCUCUCUCUCUC